Molecule: messenger RNA, 1455 nt
Organism: Phodopus roborovskii (desert hamster)
Lineage: Eukaryota; Metazoa; Chordata; Mammalia; Rodentia; Cricetidae
Gene: Fam219a
Product: family with sequence similarity 219 member A
Exons: 6
Coding region: 292-849 (185 amino acids)
Source: RefSeq, a predicted model, not a curated record
AGUGGCUGAGCUGCUGACAGGAGGCGGCGGCGGAGGAGGAGGCGAGGCAAGACCUGCGGCUCCGCGGGGCCACUGCCGCGGUAGCUCUAGGCAACCCCACGGAGCUACGCCGGCCACAGUCAGCUCGCGAGCCUCUCGCCGCCUAUCCAUCCUUCCAUCCGCUUAUCCGCCCGACUGGUCCGGGGCGGCCUUGUCUGCAUCAUCUGCCGGACUUCUGGGGCCGCCGCCCCGCGCGGUCCCGUCGGCGUCCCUGGCCGCGCCCGGCCCCUGUCCCGCUCGCCCGCCGGCACCAUGAUGGAGGAGAUCGACCGGUUCCAGGUGCCCACCGCGCACUCGGAGAUGCAGCCGCUGGACCCAGCCGCCGCCUCUAUCUCAGAUGGAGACUGUGACGCCCGGGAGGGUGAGUCAGUAGCCAUGAAUUACAAACCAUCCCCGCUCCAAGUGAAGCUGGCAGAGAAGCAGCGGGAGCUGGUUCGGAAGGGUUCCCUGAAGAACGGCAGCAUGGGCAGCCCUGUCAACCAGCAACCCAAGAAGAGUAAUGUCAUGGCCCGGACGAGGCUGGUCGUCCCUAAUAAAGGCUACUCUUCGCUUGACCAGAGCCCUGAUGAGAAGCCACUGGUAGCUCUUGACACAGACAGCGAUGAUGACUUCGACAUGUCCAGAUACUCUUCCUCGGGCUAUUCCUCUGCGGAGAUCAACCAAGAUUUGAACAUCCAGCUGCUGAAGGACGGCUACCGGUUAGAUGAGAUCCCCGACGAUGAGGACCUAGAUCUCAUCCCCCCCAAAUCCGUGAACCCCACCUGCAUGUGCUGCCAGGCCACUUCCUCCACCGCCUGCCACAUUCAGUAGCGGGCGGGGUCGCCGCGGCGCACGGGGCGGGGCCGAGUCGGGCCAGGUGGGACACGAGGCAGGGGCCAACUCCUACCCAGCUGGCCCACCGGUCCCCCUUACAGCCCUGAGCCCCUUACAGCCGCCAACCUCGUAACAGUCAUUGCUUCCUCCUAUGGUAGGACGUGUACCUCUGUGUGUUCAUGGAGCCGGAGAAACCAAAACCGGGUCUGUCUCCAGCCCUGGGGCCGAGGUGGGGGCGGGGCAUGGUUUGUUCAGUUACUUGGGGGAGACCACACCCAAGCACCCUGCCACCUCUCCCCAGAGCUGCAGUCAGGGGGCAGCACUGAAGGCCAGGAGGCCAACUGUGAGCAGUUGGGUGAAGGGAUCAUAAGGCCAGGGGUUUGGCCCCAUGCCAGUGAAGCCAUGAAUUCCCUAGCCCUAGCCUGGAAAGGAAGGGAAGGGGGUUGGAGAAGAAAAGGCCCCAAGCAAUGGGGACAAUUCUCAACACCUCAGAGCCCCUCUCCCCACCCCACCCGUCCCCACCCCCGUGCCAGCCCUCAUCUCCAGAUGGGAAGCCAGGCAAAGCUGUCCGAAGGGAAACUCGUCCCUCAUUAGAUCACUGCC